GUUUAACUCUAACCCAACAUCUCUAACUCACCCACGACUCUUCUUCGUUUUCCUUCUUUCGGCUGUCUUGCUUUUUGUCUGGAACUCCUCUUCAAAAAUGCCAUAGUUACACCAUGGAACAUGAAUCUCCUGUGCCAUCAAACACAAACAACUUAGCAAUAUUCCAAAAUCAAGAGAGAUUCCCCGUAAUUAGAUUGCUCCGCCUUUCUCGGCAAACUGCAGUUUUGCGCAAGGGUUAGUUUUUUUCAGUUUUCUAUCUGGUGAUCUCCUCCGGCGGCGACCCGGUGCCGGCACGGGCCUCUGGCCUUACCGGUGCGUGGUGGUUGCUGCCGGAUGGGUGGUUGAUGGUCUUGUCUUGGUGGAGAAGAAGCAAUUGUGAUCGAUCUACUGCUAUGGGACUGUUUUGUGGGUGCGUUGGCCGGCAAACCAUGGCUGUGCAGAAGGGAUUCCGGUGGGGCUUCGACGGUGAGGGGCUGGGUUGUUGGCGGUGGAACCAAGUUGAAUAGAGCCAAUGCCAAGUAUGUAUGUGAUUGGAAAACAAGUACUAUAAGCAGCUGGGUUCAAUGAUGUGAUGUGGGUUUUUGAUGGUUUCUCUCUUCGAAGAGAUACCCUGAGUUAGAGUUGGGUUAGAGAUACACACGGGGGGUUGUAGGCUGGUAAGAGAGGGUUAGGCUGAGGAGACCAAAAAAUUCCACCUGUCAAACUUGAUAGGGAGACAGGGAAGGGGAUAGGAAACUGGGGACAGAAGACUUGAAGCCAAUAUUUCCAUUUUCCAGGUCUUCCCUCCAAUAAUGUUAUUAUAACAUCCCCAAACUUCCACAACUGGUUUGCUUUAAUUUCCCACCUCUUAAAAACCAAAUGGAUCACAUCAUUUUCUAAUCAGCUUGUUUUGUUCUGAAUCAUCAUCCCCCAUGGUUCCAAGUUCUAACACAGCUCUGAAACAGUUAAGCCUCCAUAUCCAAAUGACUACACUAACCCCGAAACCUUCUCUCAUUUUCCGCACCUUCUUCAUCUUCUUCAUCCAUGCAAACUCUCAGUCCCUUCAGGACAAGGAAUUAUCAGUCCUGCUUAAAUUAAAGUCAUAUUGGCUACCUCCACCAGCUUUCAGUCAUUGGACUUCAUCAUCAGACUCUGGUUCCCACUGUAACUGGCCUGAGAUCAACUGCACCGGAAACUCCGUCACCGGAUUGAAUCUCAACACCGUAAACCUCAGCCUUCAAGUUCCACCCUUCAUUUGUGACCUCAACAACCUCACACACCUUGACCUUGGUAAUAACUACCUCCCGGGAGGUUUUCCUUCGUCUCUCUACGACUGCUCCAAGCUAGAGUAUCUAGACCUCUCGCAAAACUACUUUGUGGGUACAAUUCCUAAUGGCAUCGACGGAUUGCCUAAGCUUAAGAUCCUCAACCUCGCCGGUAACAACUUCUCCGGUGACAUUCCGGCGUCUAUUGGGAACUUACAGGAGCUGGCUACUUUGGAUAUAUACAUGAACCAGCUCAACGGCUCUGUCCCUGCUGAAAUAGGUGACCUCUCCAAUCUUGAGCAACUCUGGCUCUCUUGGCUUCCCAAAAUGGCGCCAUGGAAGCUGCCUUUUAACUUCACCAAGUUGAAAAAGAUGAAGAUAUUGAAGAUACGCGAAGCAAAUUUGAUUGGGGAAAUACCAGAAUCUAUUGGAGAACUGGAAGCACUUGAAGUAUUGGAUUUGGCGCAGAACAAGUUGAGCGGGAAUAUACCAAGCGGUGUGUUUCUGUUCAAGAACUUGAGCAUUAUAUAUCUGUUCAAGAACAGGCUUUCAGGGGAGAUUCCUCAAGUGGUUGAAGCACUCAACUUGAGCAUCGUUGACAUCUCAGAGAACACUCUCACAGGGCCGAUACCACAAGGUUUCGGAAACCUUACCAAGUUGACAGAUAUGAGUUUGUUCUACAAUGGUAUUUCAGGUGAGAUUCCAGAGAGCAUUGGCCGCCUGCCAAAUCUUGUGAUUUUCAAAAUGUUCAACAUGAACUUGUCAGGAACAAUUCCUCCAGAGCUUGGAAAGCAUUCGCUGCUUGAAGAUUUCCAGGUUUCGGUGAAUAGGCUUACCGGAAAGCUGCCAGACGGCUUGUGUAAAAAUGGUAAGCUUGUGGCAGUUGUUGCUUAUGAGAAUAGUCUCACUGGGGAGCUACCAAGCUCUCUUGGAAAUUGUGAUAGUCUGCUGGUAGUCAAUGUCUAUGAUAACGUGCUAUCUGGGGACAUUCCUAGUGGUAUGUGGAAUGCAUUGAAUUUGAGUUAUGUGAUGAUGAGCAACAAUUCGUUCACGGGUGAGCUUCCUGAGAAGAUGUCAUAUAAUCUUCAAAGGCUGGAAAUCGGAGAUAACAAGUUUUCAGGUCAGAUUCCAAGAGGGGUGUCUUCCUGUAAGAAUCUGCAAGUUUUUGAUGCUGGUAACAACCUCUUCAAUGGUAGUAUUCCUCAGGAAUUAACUACUCUUCCGAGCUUGACGACUCUGACCCUGCAUCAGAAUCAGCUUAGCGGGCCCCUUCCGUCAGAUAUUGUAUCAUGGAAGUCACUAAACACUCUUGAUCUGCGUAGAAAUCAGCUCUCCGGACCAAUUCCAGAGAUACUUGGUGGUUUGCCCGCCCUUACUGAAUUGGACCUUUCUGAAAACCAGUUUUCAGGCCAAAUUCCAAAUCAACUUGGCCAUCUGAAACUCAAUGAGUUCAACCUCUCUUCAAAUCUCCUCUCUGGCGAGAUCCCAAUUUCAUUUGAAAACUCUGCGUAUGAGAGAAGCUUCUUGAACAACACCGGUCUCUGUGCAAGCACCAGUGGUGUGAAUCUCAAUAUAUGCUCUCAAUCGCCAAAGUCCAGCAAGAUUUCAAUUCGGUCUCUUGCUUUGAUCUUAAGUCUAAGCGCGGUGUUGUUCGUGUUGGUUUUGUCCUUAUUAAUCUUCUUUGUUAGAGGUUACUUGAGGAGGAAGGAUGGAUCAGACGCAGACUGGAAGCUCGUUGCAUUUCAGAGGUUGAAUUUCACCAUCUCACAAAUCUUGUCAGGGUUGAUAGAAAGCAAUGUGAUUGGAAGUGGUGGAUCAGGGAGGGUCUAUCGUGUACCUGUGAAUCGUACAGGUGAUGUUGUAGCUGCGAAGAGGAUUUGGACCAACAAGAAGAUCAUGGAGGAGAGGCUUGAAAAAGAGUUUCAUGCAGAAGUCAAGAUACUGAGCUCAAUUCGACAUGCUAACAUAGUGAAGCUAAUGUGCUGCAUAUCCAGUGAGACUUCGAAACUUCUUGUAUAUGAGUACUUAGACAAUCGAAGCCUAGAUCGAUGGUUGCACAAGAAAAACAGGCCAUACCUAUCCAACCUCUCAAGUUCAGUCCAUCAUGUUGUUCUGGACUGGCCUAAGAGGUUGCAGAUUGCAGUGGGAGCUGCUAAGGGCCUCUGCUAUAUGCAUCAUGACUGUGUUCAACCCGUUGUGCAUCGAGACGUGAAAUCAAGUAACAUUUUAUUGGACUCUGAUUUCAACGCAAAAAUAGCAGAUUUUGGUCUGGCCAAGAUGUUGGUCAAGCAAGGAGACCUUGCCACAAUGUCAGCUGUUGCUGGUUCCUUUGGCUACAUGGCUCCAGAAUAUGCACAUACCAGAAAAGUGAAUGAAAAGAUCGAUGUAUAUAGUUUCGGGGUCAUCCUGCUGGAGUUGGCAACUGGUAAGGAACCCAAUGAAGGUGAUGAAAACACUUCUCUCGCCGAAUGGGCGUGGCGUCAUGCUCAAGAAGGCAAACCUAUCGACAGUGUUCUGGACCAGGACGUCAAAGAACCCUGUUACUUGGAUGAAAUGUGCGCUGUUUUCAGACUCGGCAUCAUGUGCACCGAGACACUUCCUACUAAUAGGCCUUCUAUGAAAGAGGUUUUGCAGAUCUUGGUUCGAACUAGUCCUCCUCCAGUUCGCAGGGAAAAGACUGAAUAUGCCGCUGCUCCUCUCCUCAAGAACUCGAGGCGAGAGAGAGUUUUGGAAGAUCAAGAUGGUUUGGCAACGAAUGUGUGAUACGCCCAUGAUCCCCUGGUUAGCUACUGACCAUGGAUCAUUUGGUCAGUCACCAUCUGAUUUCAAUCAAACAGUGACUGGCCAAAUGAUCCAUGGUCAGUACCUAACUAGGGGAUCAUGGGCGUUAUCACACAUUCGGUGCCAAACCAUCUUGAUCUUCCAAAACGUUUCAUCACUUAUCUGUCAGCCAUCCGAUUUCAAUCGGACAGUGACUGACCAAAUGAUCCCUGGUAACGGGACUAGAGCCCGAAGUGGACACCAAUAAAAGGGGAAAUAAGAUGUGUAUGUAGGCUAAUAUGAGAUGCUAGAUAGUGUAUGUUGGCUAAUAUGAGCUGCUUGUAGGCAUUUUAUGAUUUGCGUAUAUAUGUUGAGAUCCCUUAAUAGA
Messenger RNA from Rosa chinensis, 4392 nucleotides. Its product is annotated as receptor-like protein kinase HSL1. Bases 912 to 4007 code for a protein of 1031 amino acids. Gene Ontology annotation, biological process: hormone-mediated signaling pathway; protein phosphorylation. Gene Ontology annotation, molecular function: protein binding; ATP binding; protein kinase activity. The record is from RefSeq and is a predicted model, not a curated record. Lineage: Eukaryota; Viridiplantae; Streptophyta; Magnoliopsida; Rosales; Rosaceae. The transcript is spliced from 2 exons. Gene Ontology annotation, cellular component: plasma membrane.